UAGCUCUUCUCCUACUUCACAUCAGACAGACCUACGUAGAGUGAGUGAGUGAGUGAGUGGGUGAGUGGGUGAGCCAGUGAGCUGUGAGCGAGGAUGAAGAAAAAAGCAAUUGGCCCGGCUCUGACCGUGUUAUUCGCGGCGGCGUUCGGGUUCUUCCUCGGCAUCUCUGUUCCUGCAGCAAUCACGCCAAAGCUUCAGUGUGGUAUACUGACUUGGAGCAGCAGCAGUACUGGCGCCGCCGCCAACUGCAGCUUCGGCGACAUCGGCUCGCUGGGCAGAUUUUGGGCACCACUCGGCAGAAACAUCACUAGUAGCACCUCAAAUCAGAUUCCCGCCACAAACGCCACCAGCUCAGGGAUUGCAGAGGUUGUGACAAGGAACCCUGAAGCCGGUGCGGAGAGGAGGCUGCCGCCAGGGAUCGUGGUCUCAGAGACGGACCUUCACCUGCGCCGGCUCUGGGGAUCCCCAAAAGAGGACAGCCCAACUCGCAAGUACCUCCUGGCCCUAGCGGUAGGGUACGACGAGCGAGCCAAUAUCAACGCGACCGUUCACAAGUUCUCCGACAACUUCGACAUCGUGUUGUUCCACUACGAUGGUCACACGACGGAGUGGGAUGAAUUUGAGUGGUCUCGCGAGGUCACCCAUAUCAGUGCGAGGAAGCAGACGAAAUGGUGGUUCGCCAAGAGGUUCCUGCACCCAAGCAUUGUGGCGCCUUACGAGUAUGUCUUCGUGUGGGACGAGGACCUUGGCGUCGACAACUUCAAUGCGGAGGCGUACCUUGACAUCGUGAGGAAGCAUGGGCUUGAGAUCUCGCAGCCGGGGCUGGAUGCGACCAACGUGGCCCCAAUGUACGAUGUCACAGCCAAGAAGAAUGGCAGCGAGAUGCACAAGACAGAUGCAGGGGGUGAGCAUUGUUGGAACGUGCACGAGCGGCCAUGCAGCGGAUUCGUGGAGGUCAUGGCGCCGGUCUUCUCCAGGGAUGCUUGGAGAUGCGUGUGGCAUAUGAUACAGAAUGACCUCGUUCACGGAUGGCCUAUUGACUCGCAUUUCUGGAGAUGCGUCGAUGACCCCGAAGAGCAGAUUGGCGUCGUAGACGCGCAGUACGUAGUCCAUCGUGCAAUUCCCACGCUCCAAGGCGAGGGUGAAAAAGAAAAGCCAGGAGGCCAUUGGGAGGUAAGAAAUCGUCAAAUUGAGGAGCUGAAAGCCUUUAAUACCAGAAUCAGCAAUGCGGACAAGGAACUCGCCAACAGAUCGUCAUCAACACUGAAUUAGUUUACAUAAUUAACCUCUAGGGGUUGACCCCUACCUUUUUUAGUAGCCAUACUUUUGGAGGAUGUAACUGAUAUUUGACCAUUAACUAACAUAGCUAGCUAUGAUGCCAUUCCCUUAUAAAUUACAAGAAGAUACUAAUUCUAGACCAGAUAAUUAACACACAAAGAAGGCUUUGAUGUUUUUGCUAUAGAAGGAU
This is a messenger RNA of Lolium rigidum, 1468 nucleotides long. RefSeq lists its product as uncharacterized. The record is from RefSeq and is a predicted model, not a curated record. The coding region runs from base 94 to 1272 and encodes 392 amino acids. The transcript has 13 exons. NCBI's taxonomy places the organism in Eukaryota, Viridiplantae, Streptophyta, Magnoliopsida, Poales, Poaceae.